Phytomonas sp. Hart1 is the source of this 4344-nucleotide messenger RNA. The record is from the annotation of a GenBank genome assembly. NCBI's taxonomy places the organism in Eukaryota, Euglenozoa, Kinetoplastea, Trypanosomatida, Trypanosomatidae.
AUGAAACCUAUUGUUGAGAAUAAAGUGGCGAAGGCUCGUGUUUUGAGCUAUAACUUUAACAUCCUUCCGAGGGGGUGUCCUGGAUAUCAGUAUGAGCGUAUUGAAACAUUCCUGAAUUUAGUAGAUUCAUACGAUGUUCUCUUACUUCAAGAAGUGUAUGCGACCAGUAUGUUGCCCUAUGCUUUUCAAAAACGUUUUUGCUUUAAGAAAGUGCUAUUGGAUGGGCUAAAGAAGAAGGGCUUUCAUCACUAUGUCAUUUCAAGGCAACCAUCUUAUUUUACAAUGCUGCGCCAUGACGUUCUAUCUGACAACGGUCUUAUUAUUGUAUCGAGGUUUCCGAUAUGCCGCCGAGGCUCUUAUACAUUCAGAAAGGAAGAAGACGCAUCGCAUGUCAUGCUGAAGGGGUGCAUUUUUGCCGAAAUCGAGAUCCCGAUGGAUAAUAGUAACGACAGUGGACGGAUUGUAUUUUUUAAUGUUCAUUUACGUCCUGAAGAACGGGCACCAUCCGAGUCAUCUCAGGUUCAGCAAAUGAUUCGCUUUAUGGAUUCCGUUCUGAAACAAUUGGAAAACAAUAUUGAGAGUCCAUUGGAAGUUAAAUGUCCUUUUAUCGUUUCUGGAAGCUUUAAUAUACAUGGUAUCAAAUCUAACACUAACCAUCCCUCAGGGGCCUUUAAUGACUUGACAAAUGAACUACACGCUCUUGGAAAUAUUAAAGAUAUUAUAUUUGAGGAGAAUGGCUUCAAUCCACCGACUCGUCCACCGAAGCUAUUCUUUCCUACGCGCCACAAACUGGAAGCCAACCCAUCGAUACCGCAGCGGGAGGACUACUUCUUUAUUCUUCACCCGAUCGAGGCAUCGAAUUCGCGCUUAGAAAAGUUCAUCGUGAGUAGUCGUCGCCCGUACACGUAUCUUUCGGAUCAUUUUGGUAUCACGUCGGUCAUUUCAGUUCCUGUCCGGCGCGAUCAACCGACGCGACCGCUCUCGGACUCGUUGCUACGGAUAUCCCCCCUUGUCGAGCAGGUGCAUCACGAGGCCUCCAACCCAACGUCGACCUACCACCUCGAUCUGUUGGUGAUCUUCUGUGUGACCUGGAUGACGCUGACGGUCAGUAUCAAGCCCGUUGUCCUGACCUGUUUGAUUUGGCUCAUUGUGCGUUUCUCUCGUUACACCCUCAGCGGCCUGCCGGACGAAACCCACUUCACCUUUGUUACAGACAAGGUCAUCCAGGGCGAGGCCGCGAUGGACCUGUCCCCUCGCGUUCCUGAUCCGCUGCCCCACGUGAACAGCCUCGGGGACAUGUGGCGGCGGUCGGUCGUGCGCUAUCGUCGGCAACGCUGCUUGGGGAGUACGGGCUACGUGGGGGAAGUGAGCUGGAUUUCUUAUGCCGGAGUGGAUGUACGCGCGCGGGAGCUUGGCGCGGGUCUCUUGAAUCUUGGCUUAAAGUUUGGGGAUACCAUCGGCGUUCAGUGUGAUGCUUGUCUCAAUGCGUCUAUUCUUGACAUCGCCUGCAUUAUUUACGGAUUUAAUACCCUAGGUCUAGCUGGGAAGCGAAGUCACAUUCGAUCGCUUCUAGACCAACAUCCCAUUCAGGUGGUGUUCGCGGGCCGAGAUGCGGUGGCCGCGCUUCUCACUUGCCGUUCUGUGUCGUUGGAAAAAAUCAUACACUUUCAUCCCUUUGUGGACGGUGAUGAUCUAGCUGCCGCAAAGAACUUGAACGUUUCUCUCAUUUCUUUUGAAAGUGUUGAGCUUAAUGGGCGUCUGAACCCGCAGCAAUCCUUAAAGAAACCAACCCCUGACACCAUCUUUAACUAUUCGUUAGACAAUGGGACCAACUCGGAAGCCGACGUUGUGUUCCCCAUGUCGCAGAAGCAGGUUUUGCAGGAUAUCAAAAAUAUGCUUCAAAUCUCUGUUAUUCCCAGAAAUCACCAACAGCAUUGUAUGUUAUGGUUUUCGUCCUACGCGUCCCUUUUCAACCGUGUGUGCAUUCUAGGUCUACUUUCCCAAGGGCAUGCCAUCGCUGCGACUGAUUCCGUUCGCUUGCAGGAAGCUUUUUUAAUAUUCAAACCUUCCUUGUUGGUGGCUUCUCCGUCAAUGUUUAAUGCUAGCACCCUUCAGCUUAGUUGUGCAGGACAAAGUCGCAUAGGUCUUUAUAACUGGAUGCUUGAUUGCGCCUAUCAACUUCGAUCACGUCUCAUCUACAUCAAUAGACGUGAUUCUUCACUCCUACGCUUCCUCUUCUUUAGAAGCUUUGAGCGGCAGCUUGGUGGAAAUGUUAGGCGUAUUAUAUUGAAUAUCGCCGAGGAGUGUUCUUCUUUUCCACUGAUCGAACAUAUAUCGGUCUGUUAUUCAUCCAAUUUACGGGAAGUGAGCUAUAUUAAUUCUGUGGGGCUCCUUCUGAUCGACGGUAUACCAGCACCCGGUCUUCGUUUGAAACUCGAACCAAUGGAUCAAUUAGCUGAGAAAGCUCAAAUCGCCGAGCUCACGGUUACGAAUGAAUGCAUGGAGAAGCGACACCUAAAGAUUGCCGCAUGUUGGCAAAAGUCUCGAACUCUCACACUCUUUGGGAGCUCUUCGGGGAUUCUUUGGCCGGUGGACUACCAGUACACGAUUUCAGAGGAGCUUGAACGUCUGUAUGCUUUCUCUCGUUACGUGAAUGACAUUUUUAUCUUUUGUAAGCCAAUGAAACCGCUGGUAGCGGUGGUAUAUCCUAACCGUGAUACAAUUGAGUAUGAAUGGUAUCAGAAUCAAAAAACAACGCAGCUAAAACCUUUUAUUUGGAGGGAUCUGGUCGAGUCAGCGCUUGACAUUAUUCAAAUGGAUCUGAAUAAAAUAGCCGACGAGCAUCACUUGCAUCACUCGCAAAGGAUAGAAUUUAUUCACUUUCACCCGCAUGCGUUUCGUGAUCAUAAUCGCUUUCUUAAUGCUUUCGGUAAAAACAGACGUGAUUGUAUGGCAGAUUAUUUUCAUUCACUGCUGGACCGCUUUUACAGCGAGGGGAACGUCCACACGAUGAAUAAUGAGACUGUUCUAUCCAACAGCAGCUUAGCGGAUACCGAUAGCGAGCACCUGAAUGUCAUAAGUCCCUCCCCAAAGAUUAAUGGGAUGCGGCUGAAGGUUCCUAUCGCACUUGAUAUUGGUGGUACGUUCACAAAGGUUGCGUAUAUCGUCCCACCUGGCAUGCCAAGGGAUGAUUCACUAUCUUUCAUGAUGCAUGAGGCGUCUUCGCUCACCGAUGCACUAGGGGGGCGAUUGUUUUCCUUCUUUGAGGAUGAAAAUAAGGCGAAGUCUGAAUUGGAGGAGUACCCGCGGUCAUAUGUGGGAAGAAUUCGUUUCGCGAGGAUUCCAUCUCAAAAAACACAUCAGUUUGUGGAAUUCAUCGAAGCUAAUGGAGUGAUCAAUAAUUACAAGAGCGUCUACACAACAAAUAUGCGUGCUACCGGUGGCGGAGCAUACAAAUAUGCCCAGGUCGUGAGGGAAGCCCUUAACGUUGAGUUCGACACCGUCAAAGAAAUGUACGCAGUUGUGAAGGGCUUAAAUUUGGUUAUUGAACAAGCGCUCAAUUCUAUUUUCACGGUUGAUGUGGCUUCCGGAAGGCAUAUGCCACAUCAACUCGCAGGGUCCGGCAACUCCUUCUCGCCGUAUCCAUACCUACUCAUUAAUAUUGGUUCAGGUAUUUCCUUCAUCAAGUGCCUUGGUCCGGACGGUUCCCAUGAGAGGGUUGGCGGAUCGCCCAUCGGUGGGGCCACUUUUUGGGGUCUUACUCGUAUUCUUACUAAUCUCACCUCAUGGGAAGAGGUAUUGGAAAUUAUGCGUCUGGAUGGUCCAGGCGACAACAAAAAUGUCGAUUUACUUGUAGGUGAUAUUUAUGGUUACAAUGUGAAGGACCUGCCUGCUAUGUUGUCUUGCGAAAGUGUAGCAAGUUCCUUUGGGAAGUUUGGGGCAGAAAGCCUUUACAAAGCAGCCUGUGCUAGUCCUGUGGACUAUUUUGCUGAUGAUAAUACCGGGGAGAUUCUUUCUCCAACUUUCAAUACAACUAAUUCAUUGUUUUACGCGCAUAAUUCUGAUAGGGCACCGUCAGCUGCCUCUUCGCUGGAUAUUGUGCGCUCCUUACUUAAUAUGAUCUCUGGUAAUGUUACUCAAUUGGCUUAUCUUCAUGCUAAAAUACAUGGUAUAAAGAAUAUUUUCUUUGCUGGCGGUUUCGUUCGAAACAAUCAUCUUGUUUGCAGUAUCAUCAGUGCUACAUUGCUUUAUUGGUCUUCUGGAGAAUCGAAAGCGCAUUUUCUUGAGCAUGAUGGGUAUUUAGGGGUAUUAGGGUGUUCUUCAUGCGAGAAGUCUUCAGAGUAA